Messenger RNA from Saccharomyces cerevisiae S288C, 2094 nucleotides. RefSeq lists its product as uncharacterized. Gene Ontology annotation, cellular component: membrane. The coding region runs from base 1 to 2094 and encodes 697 amino acids. Gene Ontology annotation, molecular function: ATP binding; nucleic acid binding. The record is from RefSeq and is marked reviewed. The transcript is spliced from 2 exons. Lineage: Eukaryota; Fungi; Ascomycota; Saccharomycetes; Saccharomycetales; Saccharomycetaceae.
AUGGCAGACACACCCUCUGUGGCAGUACAGGCCCCACCGGGCUAUGGUAAGACGGAGUUAUUUCAUCUCCCCUUGAUAGCACUGGCGUCUAAGGGCGACGUGGAAUAUGUGUCGUUUCUGUUUGUACCGUACACAGUGUUGCUUGCUAAUUGCAUGAUCAGGUUGGGCCGAUGCGGUUGCUUGAAUGUGGCCCCUGUAAGAAACUUUAUUGAAGAAGGUUGCGAUGGCGUUACUGAUUUAUACGUGGGGAUCUACGAUGAUCUUGCUAGCACUAAUUUCACAGACAGGAUAGCUGCGUGGGAGAAUAUUGUUGAGUGCACCUUUAGGACCAACAACGUAAAAUUGGGUUACCUCAUUGUAGAUGAGUUGCACAACUUUGAAACGGAGGUCUACCGGCAGUCGCAAUUUGGGGGCAUAACUAACCUUGAUUUUGACGCUUUUGAGAAAGCAAUCUUUUUGAGCGGCACAGCCCCUGAGGCUGUUGCUGAUGCUGCGUUGCAGCGUAUUGGGCUUACGGGACUGGCCAAGAAGUCGAUGGACAUCAACGAGCUCAAACGGUCGGAAGAUCUCAGCAGAGGUCUAUCCAGCUAUCCAACACGGAUGUUUAAUCUAAUCAAGGAGAAAUCCAAGGUGCCUUUAGGCACUAAUGCUACUACCACUGCCAGCACCAACGUCAGGACUAGUGCUACUACUACUGCCAGCAUCAACGUCAGGACUAGUGCGACUACCACUGCCAGCAUCAACGUCAGGACUAGUGCGACUACCACUGAAAGUACCAACUCCAACACUAAUGCUACUACCACUGAAAGUACCAACUCCAGCACUAAUGCUACUACCACUGCUAGCACCAACUCCAGCACUAAUGCUACUACCACUGAAAGUACCAACGCUAGUGCCAAGGAGGACGCCAAUAAAGAUGGCAAUGCUGAGGAUAAUAGAUUCCAUCCAGUCACCGACAUUAACAAAGAGCCGUAUAAGCGGAAAGGGAGUCAAAUGGUUUUGCUAGAGAGAAAGAAACUGAAAGCACAAUUUCCCAAUACUUCCGAGAAUAUGAAUGUCUUACAGUUUCUUGGAUUUCGGUCUGACGAAAUUAAACAUCUUUUCCUCUAUGGUAUUGACAUAUACUUCUGCCCAGAGGGCGUAUUCACACAAUACGGAUUAUGCAAGGGCUGUCAAAAGAUGUUCGAGCUCUGUGUCUGUUGGGCUGGCCAGAAAGUAUCGUAUCGGAGGAUGGCUUGGGAAGCACUAGCUGUGGAGAGAAUGCUGCGAAAUGACGAGGAAUACAAAGAAUACUUGGAAGACAUCGAGCCAUAUCAUGGGGACCCUGUAGGGUAUUUGAAAUUUUUUAGCGUAAAAAGGAGAGAGAUCUACUCUCAGAUACAGAGAAAUUAUGCUUGGUACCUGGCCAUUACUAGAAGAAGAGAAACAAUUAGUGUAUUGGAUUCGACAAGAGGCAAGCAAGGGAGCCAAGUUUUCCGCAUGUCUGGAAGGCAGAUCAAAGAGUUGUAUUAUAAAGUAUGGAGCAACUUGCGUGAAUCGAAGACAGAGGUGCUGCAGUACUUUUUGAACUGGGACGAGAAAAAGUGCCAGGAAGAAUGGGAGGCAAAAGACGAUACGGUCUUUGUGGAAGCGCUCGAGAAAGUUGGAGUUUUUCAGCGUUUGCGUUCCAUGACGAGCGCUGGACUGCAGGGUCCGCAGUACGUCAAGCUGCAGUUUAGCAGGCAUCAUCGACAGUUGAGGAGCAGAUAUGAAUUAAGUCUAGGAAUGCACUUGCGAGAUCAGCUUGCGCUGGGAGUUACCCCAUCUAAAGUGCCGCAUUGGACGGCAUUCCUGUCGAUGCUGAUAGGGCUGUUCUACAAUAAAACAUUUCGGCAGAAACUGGAAUAUCUUUUGGAGCAGAUUUCGGAGGUGUGGUUGUUACCACAUUGGCUUGAUUUGGCAAACGUUGAAGUUCUCGCUGCAGAUAACACGAGGGUACCGCUGUACAUGCUGAUGGUAGCGGUUCACAAAGAGCUGGAUAGCGAUGAUGUUCCAGACGGUAGAUUUGAUAUAAUAUUACUAUGUAGAGAUUCGAGCAGAGAAGUUGGAGAGUGA